AUGCUGCAAGGGAUAUGCUGCAAGGGAUAUGCUACAAGGGAUAUGCUGCAAGGGAUUUGCUGCAAGGGGUAUGCUGCAAGGGGUAUGCUGCAAGGGGUAUGCUGCAAUGGUGGAUGUUGCAAGGGAUAUGCUACAAGGGAUAUGCUGGAAGGGGUAUGCUGCAAGGGAUAUGCUGCAAGGGGUAUGUUGCAAGGGGUAUGCUACAAGGGAUAUGCUGCAGGGGAUAUGCUGCAGGGGGUAUGCUGCAAGGGAUAUGCUGCAAGGGUGGAUGCUGCAAGGGUGGAUGCUGCAAGGGUGGAUGCUGCAAGGGGUAUGCUGCAAGGGGUAUGCUGCAAGGGGUAUGCUGCAAGGGAUAUGCUGCAAGGGGUAUGCUGCAAGGGGUAUGCUGUAAGGGAUAUGCUGCAAGGGAUAUGCUGCAAGGGGUAUGCUGCAAGGGGUAUGCUGCAAGGGAUAUGCUGCAAGGGAUAUGCUGCAAGGGAUAUGCUGCAAGGGGUAUGCUGCAAGGGAUAUGCUGCAAGGGGUAUGCUGCAAGGGAUAUGCUGCAAGGGAUAUGCUGCAAGGGAUAUGUUGCAAGGGAUAUGCUGCAAGGGAUAUGCUGCAAGGGGUAUGCUGCAAGGGAUAUGCUGCAAGGGGUAUGCUGCAAGGGAUAUGCUGCAAGGGAUAUGCUGCAAGAGUGGAUGUUCCAAGGGGUAUGCUGCAAGAGGUAUACUGCAGGGGUAUGCUGCAAGGGGUAUGCUACAAGGGCCUCAGAUGAGACAAAGGGAGAUUCAAAAUAUACUUCGUCACCUUAACAGUAGCAAGAGGCUAGAGAAUGCCACUAGAGACCGCUAG
Molecule: messenger RNA, 831 nt
Organism: Procambarus clarkii (red swamp crayfish)
Lineage: Eukaryota; Metazoa; Arthropoda; Malacostraca; Decapoda; Cambaridae
Source: RefSeq, a predicted model, not a curated record